AUGAAGAUAGAAUUGAAACCUGGCGAAACAACGAUUGUUUCAUGGGUUAAGCUGCUUAAAGAAUCCGGCAUUCCGGUUGAUCAGUCUCCUCCUCCAUCACCUGAGCCUCCGAAGUGGUUUCAUGAAGAAGAUGAGUCAAGAAGAGAGUACUCCAACAUCAUUCUUAAGAAAGAGAAGGAAGAGCAAAACUAUAGAUCUUCUACAAUAGAGCAUUGCCAACCAAAAAAGCAGAGGACUGAUAUCUCACAAGUCCUGGAAAGGGUCAAUGUUGUUCAACUCACCAAAAACACAAAAAUGGGACAUGCGAGGGUAAAAUCGUCAACUGAUGUGAAUUAUCAUUAUGAUAACAAGAACAAAUCAGGAUCUCCUUGUGGAAUGACAUCUGAUUGGGCUGCUGUAUGUGUUGACCUUAGUGAAGAACAUUCGGUCAACAAUGGAAGGAAUGAGCUUCCUGACCUUAAUGUUCCUUAUACAAUGCAGACAACAAGUACUUCAUCAAGAGACAUUAAGGAUGAAUCUUGUGAUUUGAUGAAUGGAUCAAUGCUCGAAAGUACCAUCUUGGAGAUGGAGACAAUGGUUGCAGAGUCAAGACAACUGCAUGGUGAUGUUCAAGAUUCGGUUCAUUCAGUUGCAUCUAAAAGCCAUUUGCCUCCAGAACUUAAGAAAAAGCUUGAGACUGUUGCUAGAUUAGCACAUUCAAGCCAAGGGAAAAUAUCAGAUGAGCUAAUGAUGCGUCUUAUGAGCAUUCUUGGACACUGGUUGAAGCCAAGAACACUAAAGAGAUGCUUGAGGGAUAUUGUUUCAUCAUCAACAUGUGGAUUGGAUGAUUCCCGGUUUAUCCAGAUUAAAAAGGAGGUUGUUGAAAUGAUCAAAUUGCGGGCCCCAUCAAUGGAAACAAAGGUUGCUCAUAAUGCAAAAUACAGUAUGGACCAAGAGAUGGAAGAUAAAAUAUGUGAUUUCUAUGACAUUUAUGUCCAGGCGAUGGAUGAAAUUAAAAACUCAGAAAUACGAAAAUUCUACAUUCAGCUUGCGGCUUUGUGGCCAAAAGGGAGCAUGGACAACCAUGGAAUACGAAAUGCAAUUUGUAGAGCCAAAGAACGUAGAAGAACACUAUUGCAAGAAAAGGGGCAUGAAAAGAAGCCUACUGCAGGGGUGGAUAACAAUCUCCAUGAUGAAGAAGCUAACUUAGUUGCUGAACAGGGAAAAACGGUAAAUGACCAUAAUGCCCCUGUUGUAAAUUUUCUGGACACUGUUGUCCCUGGCACGCCUGAACUUGAUCGGAAACUUGGUGCACCUGCAAAAAGGUUCAGCCCACCAUCAGCAGGCGAUUGCUGAGUUGUAUAGGACACUACCCGUGAAACUGUAUAUAAAUGGUAACAUUUAUGUGACCAUAAUGCCCCUGUUCUAAGAGGUUUUAACCUCUCAAUCUUGAUUUUUGUUACAUUUAUGUGAAAACAGGCCAAUUGUACCAGUUUUUUUUUUUCACAUAAAUGGUAAUAUGUUUAAAACAAUUUCAUUAAAUAAUUACCAAGUUUCAGUUUUGUUGUAUGUUUGGUAGUUGGUACCUCA
Molecule: messenger RNA, 1569 nt
Organism: Lactuca saligna
Lineage: Eukaryota; Viridiplantae; Streptophyta; Magnoliopsida; Asterales; Asteraceae
Source: the annotation of a GenBank genome assembly